GUGUGUGUGUGUGUGUGAGUGUGUGUGUGUGUGUGAGUGUGAGUGUGAGUGUGUGUGUGAGUCUCUCUCUCUGAGUGCAGUUGGAGUGUCGGUGGGAUGAUGAGCAGCGUGCUGAAGGACCGACACCACCAUCACUACUCUGCAUAUAAAGAGCCCGCAGACGGGACAGACCGGCAUGGAGGAGGCAGCAGCCGCUUAGCGCAGCUCAGCAGCGGGGAAGGAGGAGGACGAACACCGCGCUGCACCUGCCGGCCCGGGAGACCCGCAGCAGGCAGGCAGGCAGGCGGGAGCACAGAGGAGGAUCUGGACCAGGACCUGGACCAGGACCCGCUGCUUCUUCAACUUUCCUCAACUUGUCUGCGGAGCUGCGGCUCCGGCAGUGCGCGUGAGACGCGGGGCCAUGCGUGCCAAGCAGCAGAGCGCUUCGUGUUCGUGCGUAACGGCGCGCUGAAGAGUUUCCACUGUUUGGACAAAGUUUGUGAAGAGUGACCGGACACGGUUCUGCUCUCAGCGGACUGACACUGAACUCGGCCCGGUCCGGUUCGGCCCGGUCCGGCUCAGCAGAAGAAUGCCUCGCCCGGGGAGGAACACGUACAGCGACCAGAAGCCUCCGUACUCCUACAUCUCCCUGACGGCCAUGGCCAUCCAGAGCUGCCCGGAGAAGAUGCUCCCCCUGAGCGAGAUUUACAAGUUCAUCAUGGACCGGUUCCCGUACUACCGGGAGAACACGCAGCGCUGGCAGAACUCUCUGCGGCACAACCUCUCCUUCAACGACUGCUUCAUCAAGAUCCCGCGCAGGCCGGACCAGCCCGGGAAGGGCAGCUUCUGGGCUCUGCACCCGAGCUGCGGCGACAUGUUCGAGAACGGGAGUUUUCUGCGGCGCAGGAAGCGCUUCAAGGUGGGCAGCAUGCAGGCCGCGGACCCGCUGGCGCCCAGCAGCAAACCGCACGACGCCGCGCACUACCUGCAGCAGCAGGCCAAGCUGCGGCUCAGCGCGCUGCACGCGGCCGCGCACCUCCCGCAGAUGCCGGGCGGGUACAACCUGAGCCCGGUGACCCCGCAGUCCAGCUUCAAACACCCGUUCGCCAUCGAGAACAUCAUCGCCCGAGAGUACAAGAUGCCCGGCGGGCUGGCGGCCUUCUCCGCCACCGGGUACCCGCUGCACAACCAGCUGACCCCGGCCUGGCCGCACAUGUACGGCUCCGGGAUGAUGGACACCGCGGCUCCCAUCUCCAUGGCCACCAGCGACUACUCGGCCUACGGCAUGCCGCUCAAGUCGAUCUGUCACGGGGGGCAGACUCUGCCCGCCAUCCCGGUGCCCAUCAAACCGACGCCCACAUCGAUGCCGGGGCUGCCGGGGCUGCCCACACACAUCCCGGCUUUCCUCGCGAACUCGCCCCAGUCUCUGAGCCCCACCUCCCCGCAGACGGCCACCGGUCAGAGCAGCCCGGCCGCGCCCGGAGAGGCGCUGUCCUCCUCGGCCUCACACCAGUCCGUGGUGGCGGUGCACUGACGGUGUUUUUUAUAAAAAACUGCACCGGGACGCAGCGCGCGUAAAAGGCGAGGACGCGCGUCACUGUUUGGAUACUUCAUCUCACCGUGACCUCUGACCUCCACCCAACAAACACUCAUUAUUUUAUAAUUGUUGUGUUUCCCUCCUGAUGAAGCUCAAACCGGGUCCAGGUUUGUCGGGUCGUGUCGUGACAAAUGAUCCGGAUCUUUUGUGUCUUUCAGCCUUUUCUUCUCGGGCUGAAAGAAAAGUCUGAGAUUAAUGAGCUGAACACUCUGUGCUGUCUUUAACCGCACACACACACACAGCAACAAAAGUCCAGAUUGACCAAAUAAUGAGCCUCCUCUGUCCAGAUGUUUUAUGACCACAUGAACUGAAACCAUAGAUUCAUGUCAGAGGCUGCAGAUCGGAUGCGCCUUGUAAAACAGUUUUUUAUCCUGACAGCCUGUUGGUUCAUUUUUAAUUUAAACUUUUGAAGCUGUGACAUGACCUGCUGUCUGUGUUUGUACUGCUGCAUGCUCCUGUCUGAAAAGUACAAAUAAUAAUUCAUAAUAAUUCAGUGUUUGUAACAAAAAAGGCAUGAACAUGAACUGCUCAUCAGAUGCAUCCAAACAAACCGCAGCUGCAUUUCUUUCCUCAACGUUCAAACAAAUUAUGUGGAGUAUCAUUUUAAUCUCUGAACUGAAACAUUCAGAUUAAAACAGAUUUUUUCUGGGUGGUUCUGAAAUGAUUUAAAGAAAGUUUCUGUUUAAAUAUGAAACAACAUGUGGAGACAGAAUUCACGUUUUUCUGAAAUCUGCAUCUUGUUUGAAUAAAAACAUUUGAUUCAACAAACAUGAAUUCUUUUCACGUUUUUAUUAUUCAGCUGAUCUGAAAAUCAAAUGUUUGACGUUAAAACAGUAAAUUACUGUAAAAUAUCAAAUUAACGAGGUGUGUAACGGGCACGUUACAAUGACACAUAUGUUCACGCAUUAUCUGUUAUUAUAGAGAAAUUAAUUUGUACGAACACGUGAGCACAUAAAAAACAAAAGAUAAUUUUAAGUUGAAAUGUUUUUUCAUAUUUUCACAUUUUGUACAAAUAAAAAAGAAAUCGAUCAUAAACAUUAGUUUGUUUAAUACGUUCAUAUUUUUGAUGUCUGAUUACACAUGAAUGAAUCUGUAAUAAUAAAACAUUAUUUAUACACAGACGCGUCACAGACAAAAGCUUUAUUUAUACGACAUUCAUAUGUUUUUUUUUAUGUUAGUUAUUUGGUAAAACAGCGUUUCUUGUAUUUAUACAGUAAAAUAUGACACCAACCCUAAACAUGCUUUACUGUCACGUUAGAAAAGGUUCCACUGUAUUUAUUAUUAUAACUGAAACAAACAUGUUCACAUAUUUAUAACAGUAUUUCCUUUUUCUACAAUAUCAGAAAACAUUUUGCUGUAUACGUGUUUUUCUUUUUUUUUGUCUUUAAUCUUCAGAUGAGUGAAAUAAACGGAAUAAAUCAUAAAUAUUAGUGUGUGAUCAUGUUUUAUUACUGCUAAUUAUACACGAGUGAUUCAGUGACAAACACGGCAUCAUAGACAGAAUAAUGUUUCAACUGACAGACAUAAUUAUACAGAAA
Molecule: messenger RNA, 3114 nt
Organism: Larimichthys crocea (large yellow croaker)
Lineage: Eukaryota; Metazoa; Chordata; Actinopteri; Sciaenidae
Product: forkhead box protein B1
Exons: 2
Coding region: 569-1513 (314 amino acids)
Biological process (GO): anatomical structure morphogenesis; cell differentiation; regulation of transcription by RNA polymerase II
Molecular function (GO): DNA-binding transcription factor activity, RNA polymerase II-specific; RNA polymerase II cis-regulatory region sequence-specific DNA binding
Source: RefSeq, a predicted model, not a curated record